UUUUUAUCUUUAUAGACAAAACAACCUAAGUCCCGGACUUAGGUCGUUUUGACUGUGAAAAAUUUUUUGACGUGAGAGUAAGCGUGGUUGUGUGGACACAUAUGCCAUCUACCUUAAAUAACUGGAACUAAAUGUUCUGACACUUGUAUGCUAUCUGUUGACAAAUAUGUUCAGCUCAGUGUGAACGAAAAUGUUGUUGCAAACGUGCGUGUUGUGAAAUAAAACAAAAGUAAGUUUGCAGGAAAAUGGCGUGUUCUAGCAGUAGUUUGAAGAGUUAUUUUGAAGAAGCUAUUGACAACAAUGAUAUACGAAAGAAGGGUGUCAAAAGGACUGCUGAAUACAAAAGAAACAUUAUAAAAAUGGCUAAGGUAAAAGGUUUGGAACACAAGAACCAUGUAAACAAGCUUGUACCAGCUAGAUGCACUGGACAAGAAUGUGGUUGCAAGAAAAAGUGCUUCAGGCUAGUUUCAGAUAAUACCUUCAUUGAGGCAGUAAACCAAAUGAAUGGGUUUAAUACCAAGAAUGAGCAGGAUGUGUUUUUGCAAGGACUAAUAAUGCGUAAAGACGUUCAAAGAAGAAGGGGCAGGAAAGACGAACCUGGCAGACGAGAAGCUAUGUUUGUGUACCAUGUAAGGGACUCUGGUAAACUGGUUGCUGUGUGUAAGAAAGCAUUUUUGAGUAUUUAUUGUGUUAGUGAAUCUAGUGUCAAGCGUUUGUGCCAGCUGAUACUACUUGGAAAAUCACCAAGUGAUGAGAGGGGAAAACACAAACCAUCAAGUGCAAAAGACGCUACUAUUCUUGCGGAUAUUCAUAGCCAUAUAUCCUCCUUUCCAGUUCAUCAAACUCAUUAUGGUGAUGUUGAUAUUUAUUAUCUUAGUGGAGAACUAACAGUCAAGAAAAUGCAUGAAAUGUUUGUUGACAAGUAUGCAGACAGGAAUGUAUCAUAUCAUUACUACCACAAGUAUUUCAAGAGCCAUUUUAGUUUGAAGUUUGGUAGACCUAGUGUUGAUACUUGUGUAAUUUGUGAAGAAAAAAGUAUUAAACUGAAAAGCUGUCUAAAUGACACCGCCAAACGCGUCGCAACGGCCGAACUCCUUGUGCAUAAACGCAGGAGCAAGAAAUUCUAUUUAACAUUGAAACGUGCAUCUCAAUUGUGCAUCGAAAGAGAUGAUUUUGUUGCAUUGUCAUUUGACUACAUGCAAAACAUAUCGCUGCCAAAGAUUCCAGUGCAGGAUAUGUAUUAUCUUCGUCAGCUGACUGUUCCUGUAUUUUCAGUGCACAACCUUAAAACCAGCGAGGCCGUAUUUUACAUAUACCACGAAGGACAGGCCAAAAAGGGGCCGAACGAGAGUGAAUUGUUGACACAAUCUUAUUAUGUUGACUGA
Molecule: messenger RNA, 1385 nt
Organism: Bacillus rossius redtenbacheri
Lineage: Eukaryota; Metazoa; Arthropoda; Insecta; Phasmatodea; Bacillidae
Exons: 3
Coding region: 246-1385 (379 amino acids)
Source: RefSeq, a predicted model, not a curated record